CGUACGUCGAGCAGAGCUCGCCGCCGCAAGGAACACGAGCCGCGCUAAAAACUACUCGGCCACUCCGGCUCCGGGAGCCCCUGUCCCCACGAAACCGAGUUGUAGCGUGUUUCACGCACGUUGGCGGACAGGAUUACCGCGCCACUUCCCCCCGUGGUCCACGCGGCCGGCCCCUCUCGCCUCUCGCCUCCCCCGAAACUCUCUUCUAUUUAAACGCCACGCCUCGCUCCCCCCAAUCUCUCUCGCUCCGCUCUUCGCCCCGGCACUCUGCGAGUCUCCAUAGCGCUCGACACAUCACCGCGGCAACUCGCCCCGGUUCGGUUCCACCGCCGUCUCGGCAAUCUCUCCUGCCUCGUCUUCUCAAGCCCUCCCGCCCGCCAUGGCCGCGAACUCCCCCUUCGACUGCGUGCUCCUAGACCUGGACGACACCCUGUACCCGGGCAACACCGGCAUCGGCCCCGCCCUGAAGCGCAACAUCGACGAGUUCCUGCAGGCCAAGCUCGGCGUCUCGGCGGAGAAGGCCGCCGCCAUGCGCGUCGAGCUCUUCCGCACGCACGGCAGCUCCCUCGCCGGACUCAUCGCGCUCGGCUAUGACGUGCACCCGGACGAGUACCACAGCUACGUGCACGGCAGGCUACCGUACGACAUGAUCCCCGCCGACCCGCAGCUGGCGCGCCUGCUGCAGAGCAUCCCGCAGCGCAAAGUGCUCUUCACCAACUCGGACCGGGCGCACAUGAAGCGGGCGUUGGAGCGGCUGGGCGUGGACGAGGCCGUCUUCGACGCCGUCGUGUGCUUCGAGACCAUGAACCCGCACCUCUUCGGCGGCGAGGCCAGAGAGGAGCGCGUCGACGGCGGCGACCACCCGGUCGUGGUCCUCAAACCGGCGGUGGACGCCAUCGUGGCGGGGCUGCGCGCCGCCGGCUCCAACCCACGCCGGACGCUCUUCCUGGACGACAGCGAGAGGAACAUCACCGCUGGGAAAGCGCUCGGCCUCCGCACCGCCCUGGUUGGCAAGAGGGUGAGGAGCAAGGACGCAGACUACGCGCUGGAGAACAUCGGCGCGCUCCGGCGGGUCAUCCCGGAGAUCUGGGGCGUCGUCGCCGGCGGCGAGAGUGAACGAUCGGACCACAGCAUUGACAAGAUGCCGAUGAGGUCCGACCUGGACUCCAUCAUCCAGCCCACGUCCAUCCAGGCCUAAUAACCUCAUCCCACCCAACUUCAUAAAUAAUCAAUCAGUCAGAAUCAUGGGAUGCCACUAAUAAAUCAAAUCUCCAUCGUCUCUCUCUCUCUCACCACCUAAUCGAUCAUCAUGUACAUUAUUCUGAUUCCUGAUGUGCGUCCGUGCGCGCGUGUGUGUGUGAAUAUCUAUCUGUACCUAUCUAGCUGACAGGCAUGUACAUACACAUUUCUGAUCAGCACCGGUUGUCAGUGCAUGUAAAGCAGCAAUUCGCCAAAUUCCAAGUGCAUGACGAGUCAUCAUCUGUAUUAUGAUAAGAAUAACAAGUCGUACUUAUGUAACUAUCGCGUGCUCUGUUCUCCAUA
This is a messenger RNA of Sorghum bicolor (sorghum), 1542 nucleotides long. Its product is annotated as suppressor of disruption of TFIIS-like. Lineage: Eukaryota; Viridiplantae; Streptophyta; Magnoliopsida; Poales; Poaceae. The record is from RefSeq and is a predicted model, not a curated record. The transcript has 7 exons. The coding region runs from base 380 to 1198 and encodes 272 amino acids.